CACAGGGAUGGGUAAAGGUGGUCAUGAUUCCGGAUCAGGCAAAUAUUUUGCAAUAGAAAAAACAUUUCACAAAGGGCCUUGGACAUCAGCUGAAGACCAACUUCUGAUAGGUUAUGUUGAUAAACAUGGUGAGGGUAAUUGGAACGCUGUUCAAAAGCACUCUGGCCUUUCUCGCUGUGGCAAAAGCUGCCGCCUUCGUUGGGUGAAUCAUCUGAGACCCAGUUUGAAAAAAGGCUCUUUUACCGACAAGGAAGAGCAGCGUGUCGUUGAACUUCAUGCUUCUAUGGGUAACAAAUGGGCACGAAUGGCUGCACAACUACCGGGCCGAACAGAUAAUGAGAUAAAGAAUUUCUGGAACACGAGGCUGAAGAAACUGCAGCGACUUGGCCUACCCAUUUACCCUGACGAAGUUCGGGAGCAAGCAAUGAAUGCAGCGGCUCAAAAUGGUCAAAACUCAGAUCAUAGUCAAGAGUCAUUGGAGCCAGACUGUCUCGAGAUCCCUGAAUUCGACUUCAAGUACCUACAACUCAAUAACUACCAGUCGGUGCUUCUUCGCAAUGUUCCCAUGGGUAACAUGAUGAAACACUGUUCCUUUCAGCCUAAUAUGUACAACUUGAUAGGAUCUCCUUACAUGUCGCCUAACCGCAAACGCGUUAGGGAACAGGAAACAGAUUUUCUUGACACGGGUGAUUAUGCUACCAACGAGCAAAGUGCUCAGCUCUGGAACCAGAAACAGUUCCAUGUUGUACCAGAAAGUCAUUUGCUUGGCAAUGCUACUACGUAUUCUUCUCCUCCUUCUGAGCCCGAGGCCGAGAAGUUGGAGCUCCCUUCAUUCCAAUGUUUUGACCCUCCUGGCGAUUGGGAAACGCAACACUCUAACCCAAUGCCGGCAGUUGAGUCAGACAGAACUUUAGUUCAGUCCCCUCUCACAGAUUGUCCAUCUUCUGGGUUGUUGGAGUCAGUUGUAUAUGGAUCAUCAGGUGAAAAACAGGCAACAAAUAGUACUGAUCCAGAUUCACCGCUUCUGCUUCAGUCUUCUCUAUUUGGCCAUAUCGAGCUUACGCCAGCCUUUGAAAACAAUACAGAAACAGAUAUGUUUCCUUUCGGUCCAACUUCUUCUAGUGAGAGAGGCACAUCUCUUGAGAGUGGUGAUUGGAUAAGACAACUUCUUGGUGAGGAUAGGGACUACACCAAGUAGAUGUGGAUUCUUUUGUCGCUUUUAUAAGCAACCAUCGUUACCGCCACGAGAUUAUAAUAAAUAUUUUGAUCAACCAGCUUGA
Brassica oleracea var. oleracea is the source of this 1280-nucleotide messenger RNA. Its product is annotated as transcription factor MYB104-like. NCBI's taxonomy places the organism in Eukaryota, Viridiplantae, Streptophyta, Magnoliopsida, Brassicales, Brassicaceae. The record is from RefSeq and is a predicted model, not a curated record. The coding region runs from base 8 to 1198 and encodes 396 amino acids. The transcript has 3 exons.